Messenger RNA from Racocetra fulgida, 830 nucleotides. NCBI's taxonomy places the organism in Eukaryota, Fungi, Glomeromycota, Glomeromycetes, Diversisporales, Gigasporaceae. The record is from the annotation of a GenBank genome assembly.
UAUGGUGGUGUUUGGAUGAUAGUACAGAGAAAGAAGAAGAUGUUGAUAAGGAUGAAAAUAAAGUAUCCAACGACGAUCUGAAGCCUGAUGCACCAAGUUGUAAGAUGAGUUUAUUUGAAUGGUUCUGGGACAAUGUGGAUUGCGAUGAUUCUAUAAAGAAGGUAGAAAGUGUAGAGGCAAAGAUGAUUAAUGUAGUGAAUAUUGAUCUAGAUGAAGAAGGUAAAACGGAUAUGAGUGAAUUGAAAGUGGAGAACUUACCUGAAAGCCUUGAUGAGGAAGAAAACAGAAAUGAUGGAGUUCAAGCAUUGGAAUAUUGUCAAAAAUUUGCUGAUAAGGAAAAUGUUAGUAAAUUAUUUGGGGAACCUAAAUUGGAGGAUGUUUAUAGAUUAGUAUUUGAUCGAGAAAAAAUAAUAAUAAUCAGCAUUGACGUAGUUGGACUUAAUGAAGAUGUGGGAAAGAUUAGUAUCGAAAAUGAUAAUUUAGUAAUUGAUGAUAAUGAUGAUCUGGUGAAAUGUGGGAUGAAAAAUAACAAUAAUGGGGAUAAAGCUCAUGAUGGAAAUGUUAGAGAAAAACAUGAUGAAAAAAGGAAAUACACAUACUGUUGUGAAUAUAAAUUUCGUGAUGAAGCAUCUUGCCAUGAUGAACAUCUUGAUUGUGUCUACAAAUCAGGUGUGAAAAUCGAAAGGAAUGAGAAGGACAGGUUGGAUAUAAGGAAUAGAGUGGAUGAGUUAGAGGAUAACAAAGUAAAAGGGAAAGAGGCAAAAGUGAAAAAUGAUGUUGAGGAAGUGGUAAUAACUCAAGUAGAGAAUGAUAUGCAAAUGAUAAAGUGA